AUAUGAGCAGUGAGAGAAAGGCGCUGCUGGAGAGAGCUUACCCAGAAGUCCUGGCGUUCUGUCGCAGUCUGGGCCUGGUGUUGGAGGUGCUGGAUCUGCGUUGGGGGAUUCGUAACGUUUCCUCUGGAGACCACGACUCCUGUGAGAUCUUCCUGCAGGAGAUCCAGAGCUGCCAGAGGAUCUCAGCUGGUCCAGAUUUCAUCGCCCUGCUGGGGAGCAGGUACGGCCACCGAGCUCUUCCUCGCCUCGUCCCAGAGAAACACUUUGAGGUUCUUUUGUCCAAACUUUCCAAAAACCCUGAAGGCGUCAAACAGCUGAGUCAGUGGUUCCUAAAAGACAGCAAUGCUGUCCCGCCCACAUACGUCCUCCUGCCAAUCACGGCGCACUUCCCCCACUACAGUGACCUCCGACCCGAGAGUAGGCCUCAGCACGACAACAGCGUCCUUUCCUGGCGUUUCACAGAGAAUCAACUGUUGCAGCUCCUACGAUCUGCCGCCACCGCCGCUGAGGCUGCUGGUGACAUCACAGCUGAGCAGAAACAACAGUUCUUCACAUCAGUCACAGAGCGAGAGUUCCAGCAGGGUCUGUGGAAAGACGACAGCAAACCGUCAGCUCUGCUCUUCGUCCGAGAGAUACCCCGGCAGAGGGUGAGGGAUGGCCCCAAACGUCUCGCCAAGUACAUGGACGUGACCACCGACGGGCUGCUGGACGCAGAAGCACAGGGACUCCUCGCCGACCUCAAGUCUCGCCUCUACACCUCGUCCAAGAAGUUCCUCAACCUGCACUGUGUGGAGCUGAGCAAGGGGAGCAUCGACCCCAAACGCAAAGAGCACGCUCAGUACCUGGACAGCGUGUGCGAGCAGUUUGUGUCACAGAUGAAGUCUUGCAUCGCGGCGGCGGUCGACUCUCCAGCCGAAGGGAGACGGAGGAAGAUGUGGGGAAGCAUCGAGGAGGAAACGUCAGACUGGAUGGACGAAGAGAUUGGAAAAGAUGUCGCCAGAAGUGAGGAGCUCUGCAGGGGUCUCAUUGGUAGAGAGGGACUUCUGGGUAAGCUUUGCCUCGCCAUGUGGGAGUCCACCAAUUCCCGCCAUGGCCCUCUGGUCGUCCACGGGGCUGCUGGGAUGGGGAAAACAGCUCUGCUCUGCAAACUGGCGCAGGAGACGCAGCGCGUCCUGAAGGCCGGGUCAGUGAUGGUGAUCAGGCUGCUGUCAGCUCGCCAUCCUCAGAGACCAGACAUCGACCAUGUCCUCCGCAGCAUCUGCCUCCAGGUGUGUCUGGCAUGUGGCCUGUCUCCGCCCUCGCCGCUGAUGGCCGGCACUCACCUGGAGCUGCUUAGGUUCUUUAGGAACGUCCUCGCUCAGGUCUCCCAGCAGGGGAACACUUUGUUCCUCAUCCUGGACGCCGUGGAUCAGCUGUCAGACCAGCAUCACGCUCACAGACUCUGCUGGCUGCCCACCCUCCUGCCACCCAACAUCCACCUGGUGGUUUCCAUGGAUACCAGCAGCGAGGCAUUUGCUAACAUGCAGCUGAAGGUGGAGUCUUUGGGGAGCUUCUUUGAGGUGGAGCGUUUGUCUCGUAACGAAGGGAAACAAAUUGUGGAGUCGAACCUGCGAGCGCAGCAGCGCACUUUGACCCCGGAGCAGAGCGACGCUGUGCUGCAGAGCUUCGAGUCGAUGGGCCGUCCACUCCACCUCAGGCUGAUCCUGUCUGCCGCCAAACGCUGGUCCUCCUUCACCCCGCUCACAGAGAUACACCUGAGCGCCAGCACACAGGAAAUGAUGUCACAGCUCUUCCUGAUGCUGGAGGAGAAACAUGGGAAGGAGCUGGUGGGCGGAGCCUUAGGAUACCUUGCUCUGGCCAGGUGA
Paralichthys olivaceus (Japanese flounder) is the source of this 1865-nucleotide messenger RNA. NCBI's taxonomy places the organism in Eukaryota, Metazoa, Chordata, Actinopteri, Pleuronectiformes, Paralichthyidae. The record is from RefSeq and is a predicted model, not a curated record.